This is a messenger RNA of Solenopsis invicta (red fire ant), 2381 nucleotides long. Its product is annotated as odorant receptor 22c. The transcript is spliced from 6 exons. Lineage: Eukaryota; Metazoa; Arthropoda; Insecta; Hymenoptera; Formicidae. Gene Ontology annotation, biological process: sensory perception of smell; detection of chemical stimulus involved in sensory perception of smell. Gene Ontology annotation, cellular component: plasma membrane. Bases 1109 to 2209 code for a protein of 366 amino acids. The record is from RefSeq and is a predicted model, not a curated record. Gene Ontology annotation, molecular function: olfactory receptor activity; odorant binding.
AUGAAGCAUUUCACGAAAAUUGGAAUCAAUUGAAUUUGUCAGUAAAACGUACAUUUUUAUUGAUGAUGAUGGCUAGUAAUAAUAUAGAGAUUAAACUUUCAUUAUUCGAUAGAUUCAACUUGUCUUUACCUUUAUUCAUGUCGGUAAGACAUAUAUACGUUUUAUGUAGUCAAUAGUUUGUUUUAUUGGUAUUUUAAGAAUAAAGAUGUACUUAUGUAAUUUUGUAUAACUUUUAAUUUUUUUUUUUUUUAGGUUCUAAACCAGGCAUAUUCUGUCGCUCUUCUGAUAUUAAGAAUGAGUUAAAGAACGACGAAUGUAUAUAUUUCAUUAUUAACAUGUGGUAAAGUAACUUUAAUGUUAUCAAUACAAAAAAUUCUUUCAUUUUUAGAAUGAUAAAUUGUAUAAAGAUUCACAAAAAAAAUCAAAACAAAGAAAAAGGGACCUAAGUCAGGGUAGAAAUUGAUGUGUAACUAUUUAAUUAAAUAUCAAAGUAUAAUUAGUGUAUAAGUAGUCAAUAUAUAAUUAAAAAUUUCAACAAUAUGACCAUAUCUAUUUCUUCUUGUUUCGACUUACUUUUAAGUCAUUCUGAACAGUAUCGCAUAUUAUGAUCUUGUUUUUUUCUGUUUUAUUAAAAUAUUUCAAUAUGUACAGAAAUGUUCAGAACCGAGUUAUAGAGUAAUUUAACACCAGGAAUAAAAAUGAACAAUUAAGCUGUCUCUGAAAAUGUUUCAAGAAAAAUAUUUUUAAAAACGUCUUAUUUAAAAAAAUUUGGUAAAUAAAAAUAUUAAGAUGAGAGACCAUAGUUUCUUGCUCAAAGACGCAUCAGAAACAGUCCUGCUUUUCUCAAACUGUGAUUUAUGUAAUACUUUAUUAAUGCUUUAAACUAUUCUAAAAUAUUUUUUAUUAAUAAUUUUCAAAUAAUGUUUUAUAUUUUAAAUUAAUCACAGUUAAUUACGUUUUUGUUAGUACGUUUGUCCAUCCACAAGAUGGACGUCCAAAAUGUAAAUCCCCUAAAUGUUCGAUUAAAUAUGAUCUCAGGCAAUUUAUUACCAAUAACUGACGAAGAUUUGACAUUUGCUGUACCGUAGAGAAUAUACAAUAUUGUUAUAUGGCUAAUAUACAAUAUUGUUAUAUGGCUAAUCAAGUGAUGCAAAUCUGCGCAACGAUCUACGGAUUUGUAUCAGUGGCGAAUCGCGAAGCUUUACAGGAUGCUGGAACGAUGGGCAUCCUAGUGAGCGUUGAAGUAUUAAUUUUGUUGACGCGUAUGUACGCAAAUAGAAAUCUAGGAAGGCAAUUAAUCCAAAAGUUGAAUAGCCUUCUGCGCACCGAAGACGAAAGUAUGAAGAACAUCGUGCAUUCGACCCUGAAACCAUUAGAGAUUCCUCUCGAGUUUUACUACAUAGGUGGAACCGGAUCUGUAAUAAUAUAUUGCUGUUUACCGUUUAUGCUGAUUUUCAAAAAGAAGUAUUUUUUCUACGAAGAUUUUGUAAUGACAGCAGCUUUUUCGAAACAGCCAUUCUCGACGAAAGUUUUUGUGUUGGGCAACCUUUUCGAAACCAUCUCCUGCGCUUUCAUAUUUUUAAAAAAGGUUGCCAUGGAUGUUUAUAUGAUAAAUCUCGUAUUACUACUGACAACACAGUAUCGCUACGUCGCAGUGAAACUCGCAACAAUACUUCGUAAUGAUUCUUCACAAAAUGAGGACCAUGAAUGUCAAAAGAAUGAUAGGCCUGCAGAUUUAUUAGUGGAGAAAAAGAUGAAAGCGUUAUUUCAACAUUACAGCUCCGUAAUUUUCACAACUUUAAUGUUAAAGAAAUUCCUGUUCUUGAAUAUGAGUUUUAUUUACUUGAAUAAUAUCUUUCGUUUCUGUUUCAUCGAUCUACUCUUUAUAAAUGCAAUACGAUCAGGGGCUAUCUACGAAGUAGCUUUGCUCAUUAUAUAUGUAUGUGGCGCCUUAGUACAACUGUAUAUUGUGUGUUUCUGCGUUCAUCAGUUAUUAGAUGCGAGUAAAGAAGUGACAGAUAUAGCAUUUCACGAACAAUGGUAUGAAUUUAAACCCUCGGUGAAACAUAUGUUCAGGAUGAUUAUAAUGGCUAAUAAUUUAAAGAUUAAACUUUCGGUUUCUGAAAACUUUAGUCUUUCUCUUCCUUCAUUUUUAGCGAUUUUAAAUCAAUCGUAUUCGGUUGCUCUUUUGCUUUUAAAAGUGAAGUAAAAAUUGACAAUGGACAGAAGAACGCAAGAAGCAUUACAAAAAAAAUUAGAAUUUAAUAUUAUUAAUAAAUAAUAGGACACAUAAGUAUUAAGGUUUCUGAACCAAAUAAAAUCUAACAUUAAACAAGACCUAUUUUUUAAUUUAUUUUGUCAAAUAAAAUCCACUUACAUAA